AGACAAAAAAGAGUGCCAGGGAAGACAGGAAGAGACAGACAGAGCGCCACGGCGGUGCAGCUGAGUGUCUCCAGGAGUCCUCCUCUGAAUGCCACAUGAGGCUGCCCUUCAGCGCCACCGCAGAGCCAGUGAUCACGGAGCACACGGAGAUGAAUUUCCUCAGCAGUGUCCUAGCAACCUAUUCCUUUGUCUCCAAAAACCCUGAGCGAGCUGCUCUGUACUUUGUCUCCGGCGUGUGCAUCGGCCUGGUCGUGACCCUGGCUGCCCUGGUGAUGAAGAUCUCUUGCCACACCGAUUGCAGGCGAGGUCCCCGCAGGAGGUUCCCGCAGGAUGGCGAGGACAGCAGUGACAGCAGCGACAGCGAGGAGGACAGCUCGGACACCACAUCAGACAGGUCAGUGCGGAGACACCGCCGCUUUGAGAGGACUUUGAACAAGAAUGUGUUCACAUCUGCAGAGGAGCUGGAGCGAGCCCAACGGCUGGAGGAGCGGGAACGCAUCAUCAGGGAGAUCUGGAUGAAUGGUCAGCCUGAGGUCCCCGGCACUCGCAGCCUGAACCGCUACUACUAGGGGCGCAGAUGGACCCCCACUCCCGCUUCAACACACACACCCAGCACCCCUGGAAGCGGCCGGGAAAGCGGAGAGUCUGCAGAGGUGGUGGGCACAAGGAGCUGAACUCAGCUCUGCUAAUGUGGCGGCAGAGCAAAGCAGGACCUGCUAGUCUUCUGGUCAGAACUGGUUUCUCCUUUUAACUUUGUCUGUGGAGUAGAAGAAAAACCAAGCUGGUUUAUCAACCUGUCCAGGUCUUGGAAUGGUGCUGAAACCCGUCUCCAACACUGUGGAUGGAGAUUUGAGAAACAGGACUAUGGUUUCUCAGUUUCUGAGGAUCUCAGAAGUUUCUGCAGACUUCAUUGCUAUGUGUUAUUCCUUUACAAAAGGAAAGAUUCUCAUAGUAUGAGAGCUGGAGAUAUCAGGGUGACCUUGACCCAGGAAAUGCAAUUUUCUAAGUGAUUCCAUGCUGUGGAGGUGAUUCUGAUCUAGGUAGCAUGAUCCAUGCUUUUUAUUUAAGGCUAAAUUUUUAAAAAUUUUGUGUUGCAAUGGCAACCUCUCCAUUUUAACUGGCACCUCAGGGAUUAAAAUCCUAUUUUUUAGUACAGUCCCCACCUCAUUCAUUAAAAUGAAUGGAAUUAUUGUAUUAUGGGAGAAGUGUCAGUGGACUAGAAAAUAUCAAUAAUCUCAGAGGAUGAAGGGUUUUUAUUUUAAAUAGUUUAUGAAAUAUAUAUAUGGACGUGCAUAUUUGGAAAUGCUGCAUAAGAAUAAGAAUUGUGUAUCCUCCCUCUCUGGAGAGAAGAAAAGUUUAUUAUGAUUCUAAAUAAUAAGACUUUACACAUUUCGUUUUUGAAAAAGUUGGAUUUCUAAAGACCAAAUGGAUAAUGGGAGAUGAGAGUUAAAGCAAAAAUUAAGAUGGGAUAAAAAAAAUAAAUGCUACAUGAAAUGUU
This is a messenger RNA of Cavia porcellus (domestic guinea pig), 1498 nucleotides long. It is a transcript of the gene Eva1a, whose product is annotated as eva-1 homolog A, regulator of programmed cell death. Lineage: Eukaryota; Metazoa; Chordata; Mammalia; Rodentia; Caviidae. The coding region runs from base 96 to 569 and encodes 157 amino acids. The transcript has 3 exons. The record is from RefSeq and is a predicted model, not a curated record.